Molecule: messenger RNA, 674 nt
Organism: Budorcas taxicolor (takin)
Lineage: Eukaryota; Metazoa; Chordata; Mammalia; Artiodactyla; Bovidae
Gene: BLOC1S6
Product: biogenesis of lysosomal organelles complex 1 subunit 6
Exons: 5
Coding region: 16-534 (172 amino acids)
Biological process (GO): intracellular transport
Cellular component (GO): BLOC-1 complex; transport vesicle; extrinsic component of membrane
Source: RefSeq, a predicted model, not a curated record
CCCAGCGGGAGGGACAUGAGUGUCCCUGGGCCGCCUUCCCCGGACGGGGUCCUGGCAGGGCCACCCGAAGUCCUGGAGGCCGGGGUCCUGACGCCAGGUUUAAGUGACACUUCUCCAGAUGAAGGGUUAAUAGAGGACUUGGCCGUAGAAGAUAAGGCCGUGGAGCAGCUGGCAGAAGGCUUGCUUUCUCACUACUUGCCAGACCUGCAGAGAUCGAAACAAGCUCUCCAGGAACUCACACAGAACCAAGUUGUAUUAUUAGACACACUGGAACAAGAAAUUUCAAAAUUUAAAGAAUGUCAUUCUAUGUUGGACAUUAAUGCUUUGUUCACUGAAGCUAAACACUAUCAUGCCAAGUUGGUGAAUAUAAGAAAAGAGAUGCUGAUGCUUCAUGAAAAGACAUCAAAGUUAAAAAAAAGAGCACUUAAACUUCAGCAAAAGAGGCAAAAAGAGGAGUUGGAAAGGGAGCAGCAACGAGAGAAGGAAUUUGAAAGAGAAAAGCAGUUAACUGCCAAACCAGCUAAAAGGACGUGAGAAGUCAGAUGUUGGUAUCAUUCCUAUUCCUGUUCCUGUUCUGGAUUUAAGAUGAUCCGGUGUAGACUUAAUGUUAAGGUAGUGCCUUGUACCACUGUGUUCUGUUUUGAAAUCCUUUUCCAGGAGUGCUGUCUCUCUUC